GGUCAGACUGGCUGAGUUUUCAGGAGUGUUUCCAGGGAAUCUGAAGGUGUGGCAGAAAGCUCUUCUGUCCAGGCAAAGAUCCAGAUCCAGAAUAUUCAGCUUUCAUCAUGGGAUCCUUAUGGGAGGAUUUGGAAAGUCUUGUAGAAGCUCCUUCAUCUUUUACUGCAAAAGCAGGAGAAAGGGGAACAGUCAAAGCCAAAGUCGCCUUUAAUGCAGACGAGGAUGCCAAAGCUCUGAGGAAGGCCAUGAAAGGACUCGGAACAGAUGAGAAGACGCUGACGGACAUCCUGGCUCACAGAAGCAGCGCUCAGAGGCAGCUCAUCUGCGCCGCCUAUCAAAAGGCCACCAGCAGAAUGUUACUCAAGGACCUGAAAGACGAGACAAGUGGAGACUUCAAAGACCUGCUGGUGGCACUGGUGACCCCUCCUGCAGAGUACGACUGUCAUGAAGUGAUGAGAGCCAUCAAAGGAGUUGGCACAGAAGGCGACGUCUUGGUGGAAAUCUUUUCCUCUCGGUCUAACCAGGAAAUCAAGGCGCUCACUGAGGCCUUCUUAAAAGAAACUCAGAAGCAGUUGACUACUGAGCUGGAAAAGAAAGUGUCUGGGGACUUCUCCAAAGCACUUCUGCUCCUGGCUCAGGGCAACCGGGAACAAGACACUUCAGCCGAUGUCGAGAAGGCCAGAGAAGAUGCCAAGACUCUCUACAGUGCAGGGGAGAAGAAAUGGGGAACAGAUGAAGCCAAGUUUAUAGAGAUCCUUUGCCGAAAAAGUAUCCCCCAGAUCAGACAGACCCUUGUUGAAUACAAAAACAUCAGUGGGAAAACACUGCAGCAAAGCAUCGAGGCAGAGAUGUCUGGGAAUCUGAGAAAUCUGCUGGUAGCAGUUGUGAAGUGUGUGAAGAGCCAGCCAGCUUAUUUUGCUGAGUGUUUGCACAACAGCAUGAAGGGCGGUGGAACCCAUGAGUCCACUUUGACCCGCAUCAUGGUAACCCGGUCGGAGAUUGAUUUGCUGGAUAUCAGAGCAGAAUUCAAGAAACUCUACAACCACUCUCUGCAGUCUGCUCUCCAGUCGGAGGUAUCGGGCGACUACGGUGACUGUCUGAAGGCGAUCUGUGGAGGAGAUGACUAGGACUAGGACAAUCCCUCCCUCACACUAUGAAGAAACUAGAUUCUGUUCCUUCCCUUUGCUUCAUGGAAAUGAUAACUUCGUCAUGUUUUUAAUCUUCAGAUCAUGUUUACUGAAAGCAUUCUAACAAAUCACUGACCAUAAGGUGAAAAAAAAAUCAUAAUGAACCCUCAGUCUUAUUUUAAUUUGUAAACUUAAAAAUGAAGACGAAGAGUUAAAAAUAGAGGAAAUAAAUUGUCAUGAGAAACACUAAGAAGUGUGAUGUAUGGUGUUACUGUCCUCUCACCACUAAGGGGAGUCGGUUAGUUUUGUAAUGUUUUGUUUGCCUGUAUGGAGAACAUAAAGGCACAUUUGAAGACA
This is a messenger RNA of Oryzias melastigma (Indian medaka), 1484 nucleotides long. RefSeq names its product annexin A3a (gene anxa3a). The record is from RefSeq and is a predicted model, not a curated record. The coding region runs from base 108 to 1127 and encodes 339 amino acids. Gene Ontology annotation, cellular component: cytoplasm. Gene Ontology annotation, molecular function: calcium ion binding; phospholipase inhibitor activity; calcium-dependent phospholipid binding. Lineage: Eukaryota; Metazoa; Chordata; Actinopteri; Beloniformes; Adrianichthyidae. The transcript is spliced from 14 exons.